AUGUUUCACACGUUCGAAGGGUUCGAGAACCCAACUCUUCCGACUACUGUGCGCGGACGCAACCAACGUCAACAAUCUGUCGGACGCCGAGUUACUACCCUCCGGGCCUGCACAUCUUGUCGGCACCGAAAAAUUAAAUGCGAUGGAGAAAAGCCAUGUGAAGCAUGCAGAUGGUAUAAGAAAGCAGAUUUGUGUCAGUACUCUGAUCCUCGGCCAUCUCGCAGGCAUGUGGAGAAACUAUCGACCACACUGGAUGAAUUUAGGGGAGUGCUUGACAAGCUCUUCCCAGGCAUUCCAGCGGAGACCCUGGUCAACUUGCCUCGGGACAAACUCUUGGAGCUGACAGGCAAGGGAGCUUCCCAGAUGCAGACGCAAGCGCCACACCCGGCAUCCCCAGCAACCUCGGCAUCAGUGGAGGCUCACGCAUCUCCGGCAUCCAGCGAAGACGGCAAUCUCGAGUCUUUACAAACCAUACCUGAUCACACAACUGAUGAUCGCGAAUUGAAGAGUUCCGAGCUCACGAGUACCGUGUCCGACGAUGUCAACGCUUUAUCUCUCUCGGCCAAACAGCCAUCCUCCUAUUUGGGUGUCUCUUCCAUCCAUGCUGUGUUAAAGGUGAUAGUAUGGCUGGAGCCGAGCUCCCUCUCUCACCUGUCUCGCGCACCUGCUACAGGAGUUCGUCGGGAUUCAGUCAUGGAAAUUGCUUCUCCAGAGGCCCAGGCCUGGCAGGUCUUUGGGUCUCAGCCGCACCAUGGCACAUCAACUGUGCCCGAGUCUCAACUGCUCGACGCUUACUUUACCUACUUUCAACCAUUCGUUCCAAUGCUGGACGAACACUCUUUUCGCCAAACGUAUCUUUCUUCACGCAGGAAGGACAAGCAAUGGCUCGCAUUGCUGAACAUUGUCUUUGCUUUGGGCAGCAUAGCAGCCACCCCUGCCGAUGACAUGUCUCAUCAAACAUAUUAUUUGCGGUCGAAGAGCCAUUUAGAUUUGGAAAGCCUUGGUUCACCGCACGUGGAAACCAUUCAAGCUCUGGGCCUCAUGGGUGGCUAUUACCUCCACUAUAGCAGCCAGCCCAACCUCGCAUACUCCAUGAUGGGGGCGGCAUUGCGCAUGGCCGCAGCUCUGGGCUUGCACAAGGAAGUCUCGGAUGGCCAAUACGGCAACAGCAGGAAUAGGUUAUUUUCAGUUGAUCACAAACGUCGAGUCUGGUGGUCUCUGUUCUGUCUGGAUACGUGGGGUGGCAUGACCUUGGGCCGACCAAGCAUGGGUCGACUGGGUCCAGCGAUCACCGUUAAAUUGCCACAUUACAGGGAAACAGGAAAUGUGCUCGAUCUUCUACCACUUCUGGAAAAUGUUCGAUUCUGCAAGAUCGCGACCCAAAUUCAGGAGGUCCUGGCCGUAGCACCGUUGACAAAGCCUCAUGAAAUGGCAAAUCUUGACAGCCAGCUCCUUGAGUGGUAUGAUAACCUACCAUAUAUCCUGAAAGACCACGAGCCAUGCUCAGAGUCGAUCGCAAUCACGAGAACUGUCAUGAAAUGGCGAUAUUACAAUCAGCGGAUGCUCUUGUACCGCCCUACCCUGCUCAGCUACGCCAUGCGGCGGGUACCAUACAUUGUGCUCAGGUCCGAAGAAAGGACAGCUAUUGAAAGAUGCAGGGAAAUUGCCGAGGCUACCAUACAGGAUGUAGCUGCCAAGGCACAAUUCCAUCAGAUGUCAGGCUGGAAUGCAGUAUGGCUUAUCUUCCAAGCUGCAAUGGUUCCUCUUCUAGGGCUGUUUCUCAACGAUGGUACAGUUGAUGAUCCAAGAGCGACAGCUGAAGCGUGUCAGGCUCAGGUGGAAACGACAAUGCUUGUCCUGGAGCGUUUGGAACCUUGGAGCCCAGCCGCCAAAUCGACGCUGGAGGCCGUUUCCCGGAUAUUUGAGGCCGGUAAACGAGGCCACAAUGUCACCGGGGAAGCCCACAGCAUUCACAGCGGUAGCUGUGUGACGGCUACUGAAGAUCUUGGCGCAGUGCCUGGGGUAUCCCCGCUGCAAAUCGACUUCGGUCGCGCAAUGCCACACGAGAAUGGAUUUGUGGAUCCGUUUGAGCCCCAAUUUAUCAAUGAUUCUGCUGGGCAGUAUCUUUGGGACUUUCUUAGCUGGAGCGACAGUAACUUGUUGCAGGGUUUGGCUGAUAUUGACAAUGUAAACAACGCACCACUGUUUCCCCAGGAGGAAAGAAAUACAAAGUAUGGAAGCAGCGAGAGUACUUAUUUUGGAGGUCAAUUGGGAGAUUCAACAUUUUUCAUCAAUUCAGGGCCGUCUUUCUACUAG
This is a messenger RNA of Aspergillus costaricaensis CBS 115574, 2316 nucleotides long. Its product is annotated as putative C6 transcription factor. Lineage: Eukaryota; Fungi; Ascomycota; Eurotiomycetes; Eurotiales; Aspergillaceae. Gene Ontology annotation, biological process: positive regulation of transcription from RNA polymerase II promoter by galactose; DNA-templated transcription. Gene Ontology annotation, molecular function: RNA polymerase II cis-regulatory region sequence-specific DNA binding; zinc ion binding; DNA-binding transcription factor activity, RNA polymerase II-specific. The transcript is spliced from 3 exons. Gene Ontology annotation, cellular component: nucleus. The record is from RefSeq and is a predicted model, not a curated record. The coding region runs from base 1 to 2316 and encodes 771 amino acids.